UUUUUUUUUUCCUAGAGAGCUAGACGAAAGUCCGGUACCAAGAGAGAAGUUAUAGGAUCCGUUUAUUUGUUCUGCUGGGACCCGGGUGAGGAAAUCACAGUUUGUAACUUAGUCUCCAGGGGAAGAAAGAAGAGGAAUGAAUUCCUAAAAACUUGAGUUGCAGUGCUUGGCACCAGGUUUGAUUGACAGAGACCGACUGAGCAAGAGCAAGGAGGCGGAGCUGCGGGCCGGGGGCCCCGGUUGAGACAAAGGGGCGUCAGCGGUCACCCGGAGAGGAAGGACCCUUACCGGCUGCUGCGCUCUAAGGUAAUCCACCUUCAAGGACUCGGGAACUCGGGAAGCUGGAGCACCAAGCAGCAUGGCACACCUGCUGAAAACAGUGGUGGCUGGCACCUCAUGUCCCUUCCUUAGCAACUUGGGGCCCCGAAAGGGUCUAACUGGGAAGAAAGACCUUUUGCGAGCACUUCAUACUCAUCGGGCACUGUGGUGUCAGUCACCUGGGAAGCCAGGAAUUCCAUAUAAGCAGCUGACAGUUGGGGUCCCCAAGGAGAUUUUCCAGAAUGAGAAGCGAGUAGCCUUGUCUCCUGCUGGUGUUCAGGCCUUGGUCAAGCAGGGCUUUAAUGUUGUGGUGGAGUCAGGAGCAGGCGAAGCUUCCAGGUUCCCAGAUGAUCUCUACAGAGCAGCCGGGGCCCAAAUCCAAGGGACGAAGGAAGUUCUGGCUUCUGAUCUGGUGGUCAAAGUGAGAGCACCCAUGGUUAAUCCAGCGUUAGGCGCUCAUGAAGCUGACUUCUUAAAGCCAUCGGGAACUCUCAUUAGCUUCAUUUACCCCGCCCAGAAUCCAGACUUGCUAAAUAAACUUUCCGAAAGAAAGACCACAGUUCUGGCAAUGGACCAGGUUCCAAGAGUCACAAUUGCUCAGGGGUACGACGCUCUUAGCUCCAUGGCCAACAUUUCUGGCUAUAAGGCUGUUCUUUUAGCAGCGGAUCACUUUGGAAGGUUUUUCACCGGUCAGAUCACAGCUGCUGGAAAAGUCCCGCCAGCUAAGAUCCUGAUAGUUGGUGGUGGUGUUGCUGGGCUCGCUUCUGCAGGUGCAGCAAAGGCGAUGGGCGCAGUUGUUCGAGGAUUUGAUACAAGAGCUGCAGCUCUGGAACAGUUCAAGUCUCUUGGUGCUGAACCCUUGGAGGUGGACUUGAAGGAAUCUGGUGAGGGCCAAGGAGGCUAUGCGAAAGAGAUGUCCAAAGAGUUCAUUGAAGCCGAAAUGAAGCUCUUUGCUCAGCAGUGCAAGGAAGUGGACAUCCUUAUCAGCACAGCGCUGAUCCCAGGUAAAAAAGCUCCCGUUUUAUUUAGUAAGGAAAUGAUUGAAUCAAUGAAGGAAGGUUCGGUUGUUGUGGAUUUAGCUGCUGAGGCUGGCGGAAACUUUGAAACCACUAAGCCGGGAGAACUUUACGUUCAUAAGGGAAUUACUCAUAUUGGCUACACGGACCUUCCCAGCCGCAUGGCCACUCAGGCCAGUACUCUAUACUCCAACAACAUCACCAAACUCCUGAAGGCCAUCAGCCCUGACAAGGAUAACUUUCAUUUUGAAGUGAAGGAUGAUUUUGACUUUGGUACCAUGAGUCACGUCAUCCGGGGAACUGUGGUGAUGAAGGAUGGCAAGGUGAUUUUUCCAGCUCCCACACCAAAAAAUAUCCCCCAAGAAGCCCCAGUAAAACAGAAGACGGUGGCUGAAUUGGAAGCAGAGAAAGCAGGCACUGUUUCAAUGUACACGAAGACACUGACCACAGCCUCCGUGUAUGCGGCCGGUCUCACUGGGAUGCUGGGUUUGGGCAUGGUGGCCCCCAACCUUGCCUUUUCUCAGAUGGUGACCACUUUUGGCCUGGCUGGCAUUAUUGGUUACCACACUGUCUGGGGAGUAACCCCUGCUCUCCACUCACCACUGAUGUCUGUGACUAAUGCCAUCUCAGGUUUGACUGCGGUUGGUGGAUUGGCAUUGAUGGGAGGGCAUUUUUAUCCUUCCACGACUUCCCAGAGUCUGGCUGCUCUUGCUACAUUCAUAUCGUCAGUCAACAUCGCAGGUGGUUUUCUGGUGACUCAGAGAAUGCUGGACAUGUUCAAGCGACCCACGGAUCCUCCAGAAUACAAUUACCUGUAUCUCCUCCCUGGUGGCACUUUUGUGGGUGGAUAUUUUGCUGCCCUCUACAGUGGUUAUAACAUUGAAGAGAUCAUGUACCUGGGCUCAGGCCUGUGCUGUGUUGGUGCCCUGGGCGGCCUCUCCACUCAGGGUACAGCUCGACUUGGCAAUGCCUUGGGCAUGAUUGGGGUUGCAGGAGGCCUGGCAGCCACACUUGGAGGUUUGAAACCAGAUCCACAACUGUUAGCUCAGAUGUCUGGCGCGAUGGCCAUGGGUGGUACCAUAGGUUUGGCGAUUGCGAAGCGCAUCCAGAUUUCCGACUUGCCUCAGCUGGUCGCUGCUUUCCACAGUUUAGUGGGCUUGGCGGCCGUGCUUACUUGCAUGGCUGAGUACAUUGUAGAAUAUCCACAUUUUGCAAUGGACGCGACAUCAAAUUUCACCAAGAUUGUGGCCUACCUUGGCACUUACAUCGGUGGAGUCACCUUCAGUGGGUCUCUUGUUGCCUAUGGAAAAUUACAGGGUAUUUUGAAGUCAGCUCCUCUGCUGCUCCCUGGAAGGCACGUGCUCAAUGCAGGUUUGCUGGCUGCUAGUGCGGGUGGACUCAUCCCAUUUAUGGCCGACCCCAGCUUCACCACUGGCAUUACCUGUCUGGGCUCGGUGUCUGCCCUUUCUACUAUCAUGGGUGUGACUUUGACAGCUGCUAUUGGGGGCGCUGACAUGCCUGUUGUCAUCACCGUGCUGAACAGCUACUCGGGCUGGGCCUUGUGUGCCGAGGGCUUCCUGCUCAACAACAACCUGCUGACCAUCGUGGGCGCACUUAUCGGCUCCUCUGGUGCCAUCUUGUCAUACAUCAUGUGUGUGGCAAUGAAUCGCUCCCUGGCUAAUGUGAUUCUUGGAGGCUAUGGUACAUCUUCAACAGCUGGUGGAAAACCGAUGGAAAUUUCUGGCACACAUACAGAAAUCAACCUAGACAAUGCAGUUGAGAUGAUCCGGGAAGCUAAUAGCAUUGUUAUUACUCCAGGUUAUGGCCUCUGCGCAGCCAAAGCCCAGUACCCCAUUGCUGAUUUGGUGAAGAUGCUUACCGAGCAAGGCAAGAAAGUCAGGUUUGGAAUUCACCCAGUUGCGGGCCGAAUGCCUGGUCAGCUUAACGUGCUUCUUGCUGAGGCGGGAGUGCCCUAUGAUAUUGUGCUGGAAAUGGAUGAGAUCAACAACGAUUUCCCAGACACUGAUUUGGUUCUUGUCAUUGGAGCUAAUGACACUGUGAAUUCAGCAGCUCAAGAGGAUCCCAACUCUAUUAUUGCGGGCAUGCCAGUUCUCGAGGUCUGGAAGUCUAAACAGGUCAUUGUCAUGAAGAGGUCCCUGGGUGUUGGCUAUGCUGCAGUAGACAAUCCGAUCUUCUACAAACCCAACACAGCUAUGCUCCUGGGUGAUGCCAAGAAGACAUGCGAUGCUCUGCAGGCCAAAGUCCGAGAAUCCUAUCAGAAGUGAACGUUAACGACCAAGCUGCUGUCUCCAGUUGCAGGGACAGAUAAAUAAAGCCUGGGUGGAUGGCAAAGGGCUCAAGGCCCCGAAGAAGCCCCGCAAACCAACAGAAGAUCAGCAACCCCGAUCCUCCGAAAGCAUUGAUAAUCCUCAACAUCUGCCUAUUUCUAGUUUCCAUUGCCAAAAGGCAAAAGUAUUUUAUAAGGAGCGAAAGAACAGCCGCGUUUAAUACAACCUCUUUGGAUUUUAAAAUCCCCUUUCAGUCGCUAGAAAUGAGUUCAGAAGUUGAAUGUUUAGGAUUUCAGGAUGUAUUUUGCUCUGAAAAAUAUUAGACAGUGUGAACAUCACAGCCACCUGUGUUUAGUUUUUUCUUUCACCAAAUGUGACUAAUUUGAAACUUUUUUUUUUUUUUUAUCAACUCCUGGCCUGUCCUUUUGCGUUUUAUCCACAGUCUAAAGAGUCAUACCAAAUCUGCUUCAGGUUAUCAGGCUGUGCUUUAGAUUCUAGAUUCCAAAGAUCUAUUUUCUCACUUCUAUUUUAAUAUGUAAAAGGACUAUAUAACUUUCAGAGACGCUGGAAACGAUCUGCUUGAUGUGUUCAGUAAAACAUAAACUUAAAAUUAGUUGUAUUUUUAAGAAAACCGCAUUGUCAACUGGAGAUUGCUCCAAUUUCAAUCAGUUUAUAAUGUGUGAUACUGUAUUGAGUGCUCUUGAAUGGAAUGCAGCCAUUUGACUAAUAAAUAAGUUCAUCAUGUUUUCCAA
Arvicola amphibius (Eurasian water vole) is the source of this 4374-nucleotide messenger RNA. It is a transcript of the gene Nnt, whose product is annotated as nicotinamide nucleotide transhydrogenase. Gene Ontology annotation, biological process: NADPH regeneration; proton transmembrane transport. Bases 359 to 3619 code for a protein of 1086 amino acids. Gene Ontology annotation, molecular function: NAD binding; NADP binding. The transcript is spliced from 22 exons. Gene Ontology annotation, cellular component: mitochondrial inner membrane. Lineage: Eukaryota; Metazoa; Chordata; Mammalia; Rodentia; Cricetidae. The record is from RefSeq and is a predicted model, not a curated record.